AUGGACGGCAUGCGAAAGGAUGUUGGCAAAGGAUCCACCCUCCCAGGUUCUCUGUGGCAAGAUUGCCAGCUGGAAGCGAUGCGAUCGCUGCAUCACCCGUGGACUCUGGGACUGGCCACCGGAAAAACAAGUCUCGCCAGCUUCAAAAACUACGUCGCUCAGGAUGCCUACUUUUUGAGAGCGUUCGCGAAAGCCUACGCCUACGCCCUGGCCAAGGCGGAGGACGAGGAAGAUAUCCGUGCCUUUCACUCGCUGAUCGGGUCUGUGUUGGAGGAGCUUGGUCUUCACGCUUCCUACUCGGCGAAGUGGGGAAUUGACGUGGCGAACGAGCUUCGGCAUGCCUUUCCGAAUUGGACAGAGAGCGCCUACGCCGAAUGGAUUGAGACCUAUAGCUCUGAAGACUUUGAGGAUGCUGCUGGCCUAGUGGAGUCACUUCUGGAUAAAAACUCGGCUGGGGCUGACUAUCCUUCCCUCUUUGCUCUCUACCGCAAGGCCAUGGAAUUGGAGUUUGCAUUCUUCGAUGCGCAACUCGACGGGGGCACCGAAGCUGCCAUGCUUGAGCAGUCGGUAGGCGCAGAAGCAGGUGGUCGACAAGGCAUGAGUGCCCAACCCGGAGGGCAAGACGCUGGGGGUCGCGGGCGUUUCCGCGGCGUGCACGAGAGGCUUGCACUGCUUUGUGUGGACUUCGAUGACACGUUGACCGAAGGCGACACCAUUAGCCUUCUCGUGGAGACAGCCAAAGCUCAGCGGGAAACUCCAGAAGAUCGGGUGGAUCUAGGACGCGAGUGGGGGCUUUUGACAAGAACAUUUUUGGGCAAGUGGAGCGAGACAAUUGAGGACAGCUUGUCCACCAAGCUCUCCACCACAUGCACCACGAACGGUUCUGGAGCUGUCGACCGUGAAGGUUUGGAGUUGAUGCUGCGGAAGCUGGGGGUGGUGGACCUUGACUCGGUGUCUAGGGUUUCCGACAGCAAGGACGUCAUUUCGAGAGUUCUUUCGGAGACACUGUUGGAUAGUCACAGCUCUUCGUCCUCAACGACAGGGAUCGAUGCCGGGGGUUGUGUUUGGGCAGGCGAAACGGCCUCGCCCCGUCUCGAAGGAGACUGCCCUGCAUCCGUCUCAUCCAACGACCUCGUAUUCGACGAGCACGGGGUGUCAACAGGCGAGAUUUUGGUGAAGAUACCAGGAUCGUUCGGCAAGCAUCAGCGUUUCCUAGACCUAGCGGCGACGGCCCGAGAAUCUGUCGCCAGCUCGGAGUCUUCGCCAAGACUCAUGACGGUCUAUGUGGGGGACAGCGUCACGGACUUACUGGCGAUGCUGGAUGCCGAUGUCGGGAUUGUGGUCGGCAACAGUGGCAGCUUUGAGAAAGUAGCCCGCGCUUUCGGAAUUGACAUCCGUCCCCUCGCGUCCGUAUACGAGGCGAUGGAUGGCACAGGGGAGUUGCCGAGAACGGGGGCGCCGUCAGGCUCUGGACAGUGCGUCUACCGUGCUUCCCAGUGGGCAGAGAUUGACGUGUUUUUGUUCGGUGGCGAAUGAACGCCCCUCUUGAAUGAUGACCUUUUCCUCUUGAAUCGGCUGGCCACUCCGUCAACCUUUGGCUUCAAAUGUUCGUCAUGCCACUUCUUCACUGUCACUCCCAGUUUCUACGCAUACCGCACGGUCUUGUCUCGAAAAGAAGAGCUCCGAUCUGGGGUUUAUACUGGAGUCCUCUACGGCGGUGCAUGCCUUGAAGGGCACAGUAGUCACCGUAAGAAGCCGUCACAUACAAAAGAGCUUGGCCGUCCAAUUACGAUACCGCGACAUUUUGUCCUACACAAAAAUUGUCCCCCAAGGUCUUGCCCGAAAGAUUUUCUCCCCAACAAGAUUUCCCCGGAAAAAAUUUAGCCACAUUUUUCGCAAUCGCAACAUGAACUGACAUCCCUUAAGGCCUUCACAACACAAUGCCGGAUGAACCAUGUUCGCAUAGAAAUCGUUUCCUGCACGAAAGCACCAACUCACAAGCAAAGGAGUGCUUGGUCACAGCCCACUAUCACGGAUUCAGGUUUGACGUAUAUAGGCGGCUACGGUUCAAAGGAGAAAUGU
Molecule: messenger RNA, 2082 nt
Organism: Ectocarpus siliculosus
Lineage: Eukaryota; Phaeophyceae; Ectocarpales; Ectocarpaceae
Source: the annotation of a GenBank genome assembly